Molecule: messenger RNA, 1615 nt
Organism: Phyllostomus hastatus (greater spear-nosed bat)
Lineage: Eukaryota; Metazoa; Chordata; Mammalia; Chiroptera; Phyllostomidae
Gene: INAFM1
Product: InaF motif containing 1
Exons: 1
Coding region: 833-1261 (142 amino acids)
Source: RefSeq, a predicted model, not a curated record
UGUGAGGUGCAGCUGCAACUUCUGGGUGUGAGUUUAGACCUUAGGACACAUUUUGGAGGAGGCUGGUUCCGUAACGGGCGUGGUUAGAGUUUCUGGGAGGGCCAGAAUGGUGGGCGGGGUUAGGGCUUCCAUUGGCGUUAGGCUCUGGGGUGGGACCACGGGAGCCGGUUUGGGUGGGAGUUCCUAACGCUGGUGAAGGGCGCAGCCACCUGUGGCUGCAUUCCGUGCUGGAACGAGUGGGGUGCAGAGGAGAAAAGGAAUGGAGCCUGGAAUACAGAAGGUGAAGCGAGGGAGAGAAGAGGACGGAAUCAAAUGCUGGAGUAUAGCCUCAUUUUGUGUAAAAUCAAGCUGGAACUGGAGUGAGGCUUGCAAGGGUCUAGCAUAGAGAUGGGGAUCGUAGCAUGGCUAGAUUACUGGAGGACUGAGUACCGAAAGAGACCGGGGUUAGAGCGCGGAGAGGAAGUCUCAAAAAGAGGACAGAGGAACUAAGCCUCAGAGCGGGCUUGUAUUUAAAAGGCGUGGGUAUAAUACAGAAGCCUCGCAGUAGUCAGCUGGGCCGACACCUGCCUUUGAGGGAAAAAAAUAGGCAUUGCAAGUCUGGGGCGGGGCCAGGACGGCUUGGUUAAGCCUUAGCUUGAUGCUGAUUGGCCGGAGGCUGAGGAGGGGCGGGCCUGGAGAGCAGAGGUGGGCUAACCAUGAGCGGGCGUGACCUGGCAGGGGAGCAGUUGGACCAGAAAGAUUUAGGGCCGAGAGGCAGUCCUCCGAAAGGGGCUGGCCCUAGAGUGUGGGUGGGGUCUGCGCUGCCGCUUCACAGGCCAAGUGGGCUGUGGAGAUGCGGGGCACGAGCUGCGUGGGCGGCGGUGGCGAGAGCCCGGGUGGCUCGGGGCUGAGCGAAGGCCCGCGGGGUCGCUGGCUGCGCCUGGCCCCUGUCUGCGCCUACUUCCUCUGCGUCUCGUUGGCCGCGGUGCUGCUCGCUGUCUACUAUGGUCUCAUCUGGGUUCCCACGCGGCGCCACGCGGCCCCCGCAGGCCUGCAGCCGAGCGCACCCUCCCCUCUGUGCGCUGCCCGCCAGGGUGCGCCGCCUGCACCGGCGCCCGCCGCUGCCUCGGUCUCUUGCCUCCUAGGAGUCCCUGGCGGGCCGCGACCCCAGCUUGAGCUGCCACGCAGCCGCCGCCGCCGCCACAGCGACCCCAGCCACCGCCCAAGCCACCAGAUGCCCCGGGAGACGCAGGAAGCCGUGGAGGGGCGAGGACCGGGGUAACCAUCCCUUCCACCCCAAGUCGGCCGGACCACCGGCCCUCGAGAGGACGUGCCCCCACCGUGGAUGCAGGGUCCAGGCUGGGCCAAGACUCUCUUCAUGAAAUCGCCUGGCGCCUCUGGAGCUGUCAUCCUCACGAAUGGGGGGUGAAGGGGAGCGGGCUCCGGGCCUCGCCCUUCGCAGCAUCUCCGGUGUCCGGCUGGGUCCUCCACCAUCUGGCAGAACACAUCCUGACCUCUCUCUCCCCCCCCGUCCUUCCCUCCAUAGGAUCUGAGCCCAGAGCCCACAGCCGGCCCCCCUCCUCUCUGGAUCGCGGUGUCCUUAGGCUCACCUGCAAUAAACUCCUGUCCCAACUGC